Messenger RNA from Physcomitrium patens, 2872 nucleotides. RefSeq lists its product as uncharacterized. NCBI's taxonomy places the organism in Eukaryota, Viridiplantae, Streptophyta, Bryopsida, Funariales, Funariaceae. The record is from RefSeq and is a predicted model, not a curated record. Gene Ontology annotation, cellular component: nucleus. Gene Ontology annotation, molecular function: protein binding; RNA binding. Gene Ontology annotation, biological process: RNA processing.
AGAGUGCAUUCUAACUCAGCUUGUGAUUAGGGUUGCUUUCUUCUGUUUGUGCUUUCUCUGUCUCCGGCCUAGUUUGCAUCACUCUCCCUCUCUCGCUUGCUCUCCUUGCUUAAUCCAUGGCGUCCUCCGACGAUGAGCCUGAAAAUCCAAUGCCCGUCCCGUCUAACGAUUCCCCUGACUCCGGCUCCGAGUCUGAUUCCGACCUCGAUGACGAUGAGGAUGAUCAGGCCACUGCCUUGCUGCUGCAGCGCCUCCAGGCCCAAGUGAACGAGUCCAAUUCCUACGAGGCUCAUGUUAAUUACAUUGACGCACUUCGAAAGGCGGCAGAAUUGGAGAAGCUUCGGCUAGCAAGGGAAUCUAUGAAUGCGGUCUUUCCUUUAACUCCUAACAUGUGGUUAGAAUGGUGUGAAGACGAGUCACGUUUAGCAACCAGCCGUGGAGCAGUUCCAGCAGUAGAGGCUUUGUACGAGCGCGGUGUCAAAGAGUAUUUAUCUAUUCCCCUGUGGCUACAAUAUCUCGAGUUUGUGGAAGAACGGGACACGUCUGUUGCUGACUGCACUGAACCUGGGAUAGCUAAAAUGAGGGCACUCUUUGAACGGGCGCUGACUUCAACUGGGUUGCAUUUCACCGAAGGAGGAAAGGUUUGGGAGGCUUAUCGUGAUUAUGAAUCAGCUCUCCUGCUUAGUAUGGCCGAAGCAAGUCCUGAGGCAAAAAGCAAGCAGGUUGAGAUCUUAAGAAGCUUGUUUCAUCGUCAGUUGCGAGUUCCUUUAGUAGAUCAUGCCCAGACUCUGGAGCAAUACAAGGACUGGGAGCAACAGCAAGGUGUCCAAAUUGGGGCUGACAAUGAUGAUCUCUCUGGCCUUCCUGGAGGUGUGGCAUCUGCAUACAAGACGGCAGAGCAGAUGAGCAAGGCACGAGGAUUGUUUGAAAAUAACAUAACGGCUGAGAAGCCUGUUGAUGGUGACUUGCUUCAGCAUUACUUGGAAUACAUCAGCGUUGAGGAGGCAACAGGUGAUCCAGCUCGCGCUCAGAUACUGUACGAGCGUGCUUUAUCUGUCUUCCCUGUUACUCAUGAAGUUUGGCUCAAAUAUACUCAUUAUCUUGACGUCAACCUCAAGGUAGCAUCUGUAUUAAGGAGUGUGUAUGCUCGAGCUGUGCGGAAUUGUCCUUGGGUUGGUGCUUUGUGGACCAAAUAUAUGCUAGCUCUUGAACGAGCAGCUGCUCCAGAAACAGAACUAUCAGUAGUAUUUGAAACUGCACUAGGGUGUGGAUUUCAGUCACCAAAUGAGUAUGAGGAGGUAUACUCUACGAGGGCUCAUGGGCUAAGGCGACGGAUUAUGGCAGCAGAUGCAAAUUCUGAUCAGACUUCCAAUUUUACACUUUUGCAUGAUACAUUUGAGCGUGGAACGGAAUUUUUGUCUACUUACUUCCCGGAUCAUGUAAAUCAUAACAUAAGACUGUGGACCUAUUGGGCUCAUUUGGAAGCUACAUUGCUAAAGGACAUAACAGCAGCUCGUGGUGUUUGGGAGAACCUGAUAAAGACUCAUGGUUGGAUGUUAGAGGUGUGGCAAAAUUACAUUUCCAUGGAGCUGCUCCUUGGGAAUGUGAAGGAGGCAAGAACUUUAUAUAAGCGCUGCUACAGCCGCAGGCUAGAGGGUACUGGAACACAGGUCAUGUGUGCUGCAUGGUUGCGCUUCGAAGAAGAACAUGGUGCUCUGGAAGACUAUGACCGGGCUGUGUUGAAGGUUGGCCCUAGGGUUGCGGAGGUUCAGAAUUUGCAGACCCAACAGGAGCAAAAGCAGUCAACAGGAACAGAAAGAGUGAAGAUGGAAUCCAGGCCUCAGCCGUCGGAUAAAGUUAAACCUAAAAGUGAUGUCAAAAGCAGAUCAUCCAAGAUAACUGACAACGCAUCUAAAACGAGCGGCAGAAAAAGAGGACUUGGAAACGCAGAAUCAGAGAACGCCGUGAAACGUCAGAAAGUUCCCAAGGUUACUGCUCAAGACACCGAUCAACCAGGGGCUUCAGAAACAGCAGCUGGCAUAGUUACAGGAAUGGAAGAAGCAGAGCGAACGGAGCAAAAGUCGGAAAAUGCAUCAAGAGAACUUCCAAAACAAGUGAAGGAGUUGAACAAGGCAGUUGUUUUCACGGACGAGUGUACUGCAUUUUUGUCUAAUGUAGCAUUUGAAGUGACUGAGGAGGAUCUUAAGGAAUUCUUUUCUCCCUCUUCUCGAGUCAAAGAAGUUCGUAUACUGCGGGAACGUGGCACUGCAAGACCUCGAGGGCUUGCGUAUGUCGAUUUUGAAGACGAAGAGUCUCUAACUGCAGCUAUAGCCAAAAAUAAAGAGGAACUCAAAGGGCGACAACUGAGCAUUGCUCGUUCAGAUCCCAAAGGAGGUCGUGGUGGAGGUCGAGGCUCUGGAUCCAGUCGCCGUGGAAGAACAAGUGCCCUCGGGCGCGGUGGGGGUCGUGGAGGCAUAGGAGGAAGUGAUUCAAGCAACGCCCUUGGAGGUGGUCGAGGUUUGGCUGGACCUCCAACAGUCGGACAUCGUCGUGGUGGUCAUCUGAAACUUACAGGUUCCAACACGUUUGCUGUGCCACGAAAUGUACCUCGACCUUUAGGUUGGGGCAAUCCCCUAGCCACUAGUUCCUCGAAUGCCAGUGGAGGUGAAGUGCCCAAGUCGAAUACAGAAUUUCGAGAAAUGUUUCUGAAGCAAAGCUGAGUUUGGAAGUGUAAUAUGCUCUUUCAUAGUUUCAAAGUAGAUCUAAGAUGGGUUUCUUGAAACCUGGUCUGUAAUUUCGCACUAAGGGUGUAGCUCAAAGCGCCCAUUCACUUUAAUGAUCAAUUUUGUGGAAAAUGUGUAAUUUUGGCGAA